AUGUGGCAUUAUUUGUUCACAGCAGUCAAAUUUUCCACUGACCACCAGGUCUACAUUAACCUGGUGCAUAUCUACCUAGGGCACCCUGGGUGGCAACAAACUAUAGAGUUGAUCUCCAGAAAUGACAUGUGGCCUGGCAUGGUCAAACACAUAUAA
Serpula lacrymans var. lacrymans S7.9 is the source of this 156-nucleotide messenger RNA. RefSeq lists its product as uncharacterized. NCBI's taxonomy places the organism in Eukaryota, Fungi, Basidiomycota, Agaricomycetes, Boletales, Serpulaceae. The record is from RefSeq and is a predicted model, not a curated record. The transcript has a single exon. Bases 1 to 156 code for a protein of 51 amino acids.